Molecule: messenger RNA, 2954 nt
Organism: Girardinichthys multiradiatus
Lineage: Eukaryota; Metazoa; Chordata; Actinopteri; Cyprinodontiformes; Goodeidae
Product: extracellular calcium-sensing receptor-like
Exons: 8
Coding region: 1-2586 (861 amino acids)
Biological process (GO): G protein-coupled receptor signaling pathway
Cellular component (GO): membrane
Molecular function (GO): G protein-coupled receptor activity
Source: RefSeq, a predicted model, not a curated record
AUGACAUUAGUUGUCUCCGGUGGGUCUCUGGAUAGUUUGAAACACCGGACUGAACUCCUAGAGGCUCUAACUGGUUUCAUUACUGAGACUCCAUCAGUGGAAUGUACUUUGCAGGGUACCCCUCGUUCACCUGUCUUCUCAGCAGAUGGGGAUUUUAUAAUUGGAGGUGUUUUCUCUAUUCAUUACCAACUUUACACAGUGAUCUAUAAUUACACCACCAAGCCUGAGCCUCCAAGAUGCACAGGGAGCAUUGAUACCCGGGAACUGCGCUUCUCUCGUUCAAUGAUCUUCGCCAUAGAAGAGAUAAAUAACCGCACGGAUUUGCUGCCUGGCAUUAAACUCGGAUAUCGCAUCUAUGAUUCAUGUGCGUCUGUGCCUGUGGCUGUGCACGUGGCAUUUCAGCUGUCAAAUGGGCAAGACCCUGUGAUUUACAAAGGCACUAACUGUUCUCAGUCUGGUGUGGUGAUGGCUGCUGUUGGUGAAUCUGGAUCCACACCAUCCAUAAGCAUGUCACGGAUCAUGGGAUCUUUUAACAUUCCACAAGUGAGCCACUACGCCACUUGUGCUUGUCUUUCAGAUAAGCAACAGUACCCGAAUUUCUUUAGAACAAUUCCAAGUGAUCGGUUCCAAGCCGAUGCAUUGGCCAAGCUGGUAAAACACUUCGGCUGGACUUGGAUAGGGGCUGUACACUCAGACUCUGAUUACGGAAAUAGCGGCAUGGCGUCUUUUCUUGAUGCUGCUCUGAGAGAGGGGAUCUGUGUGGAGUACAUUGAAUCAUAUUUUCGAACAGACCCAAGCAGCAAGAUCCAAAGGGUUGCAGAUGCCAUCCGCAGGUCAACAGCUAUGGUUGUUGUGGCUUUUAUAGCAUCUGGAGAUAUGAGGGUCCUGUUGGAGGAGCUGGCUCUGGAUCCUCCACCACCUCGCCAGUGGAUUGGCAGCGAGUCCUGGGUGACUGACACGUUCAUGGUCAGGUAUAGUUUCUGUGCAGGGGCCAUUGGAGUUGCCAUUCCACAGGCUGUGAUCCCAGGUCUGAGGGACUUCCUUCUGGAUCUCUCUCCUUCUGAAGUGGCUGCUUCCCAACUGCUUACUGAGUUCUGGGAAGAAGCAUUCAACUGUAGCUUGACAAAAAGUCCUGCUGUAAACAAAGGCUUGUGUGAUGGAACUAAUGAUAUAAAAAUGCUUAAGAACCCAUACACUGAAACAUCUCAGCUUAGAGUAACUAAUAUGGUGUAUAAGGCUGCUUAUGCAAUAGCACAUGCUUUUCACAAUGCACUGUGUCUGGAAACAAAUGUUACGACUCAGUGUGACAAACUCAUCAAACUGAAAUCAAAUCAGAUUUUUUCAGAAUUAAAGAGAAUUAACUUUUCUCAAAAUGGUUAUCAUGUGUCCUUUGAUGCUAAUGGGGAACCUGUUGCUGCAUAUGAGGUGGUCAACUGGCAAACAAAUGAGAGUGGAAGUACUGAGGUAGUAACCGUGGGUUCUUAUGAUGCAUCACUGCCGGUGGGCAAGCAGUUCCAUAUCAACAGGAACAUCAAUUGGAUGGAGGGUGGCUCAAAAGUACCAGUGUCGGUUUGCUCUGAGAGUUGUCCUUCAGGAACUCGUAAAGUGUUACAGAAAGGAAAACCCAUCUGCUGCUAUGACUGUAAACCAUGUCCUGAAGGAGAGAUCAGUAAUAUCACAGAUUCCCCUGAUUGCAUCCCGUGCCCCAAAGAAUUCUGGCCCAAUGCGAAAAAAGAUGCUUGUUUUCCCAAACCUGUGGAGUUUCUUUCUUUUGAGGAAAUCCUGUCAACCAUCCUGGCUGCUUUUUCUGUUAGUGGAGCCUGUCUGGCCAUUAUUACAGCAGCAGUUUUCUUUCGGCACAGGACAACUCCAAUUGUCAGAGCCAACAACUCUGAGCUGAGCUUCCUGCUGCUCUUCUCUCUGACUCUGUGUUUCUUAUGUUCAUUAACAUUCAUCGGACCACCGUCUGAGUGGUCCUGUAUGCUGCGGCACACAACGUUUGGCAUCACCUUUGUUCUCUGUAUCUCCUGUGUUCUUGGGAAAACUAUAGUGGUUUUAAUGGCCUUUAAAGCUACACUUCCUGGUAACAAUGUGAUGAAAUGGUUUGGUCCACCACAGCAAAGAAUGACUGUAGUGUCUUUUACUUUUGUUCAGGUUAUAAUAUGUAGUAUUUGGUUGCUUGUGAGUCCUCCCUUCCCAGUGAAAAAUCUAACCACCUACAAGGAGAAGAUUAUCUUGGAAUGUGCAUUAGGUUCUGCUGUUGGCUUCUGGGCCGUGCUGGGAUACAUCGGCUUGCUGGCUGUAUUUUGUUUCACGUUAGCUGUUCUAGCACGGAAACUACCUGAUAAUUUUAAUGAAGCCAAGAUGAUAACCUUCAGCAUGUUGAUAUUCUGUGCAGUGUGGAUCACCUUCAUCCCAGCAUAUAUCAGCUCUCCUGGAAAAUUUACUGUGGCUGUGGAGAUAUUUGCCAUUCUAGCCUCCAGUUUUGGACUGAUACUGUGCAUAUUUUUCCCAAAGUUCUUGAUCAUUUUGUUUCAGCCAGAGAAGAACACCAAGAGAUAUUUAAUGAACAAAAAUCAAACCUAAAAUGUUAAAAGUUUGAAAUCCAGACUACACGAUGUAAUGUGAUAAAUCAUGCAACAAAACCUAAACUUCUCAGGAUCAUAAAUACUUGGAUUGUUCUAUUGAUCUAUUGUUGGAGGUUAUAUAUAAAUAGCAAAUGAAAUUUUAAACAUAUAUGAGUUUGGUUUUCACUUUUUGAUUUUAAAUUUUGUUUCAGUGCUCUUAAAUGGAAACUUGAUAUAUCAUCAUUUAGCGGUACAGUUGGAGUGAUUACGAAUAAAGCUGAUCAUUGAAUUUUAGUUAUUUCAUUAACCUUCAGAACUCAGUAGUACAUAUGGUAGUAUAUACACUGCUCAAACAAAUAAAGGGAAUGCUCAAAUAACACAUCCUAG